GUUUGGCAUUGUCAGUUCUGGGCCAAAAGAUUUCAUUUACAAAAUACACCCAUUUGACCAACGAUGGAAUGUUAUGGCAUUCUGCUUGCAGUUAUUUGAUCAGUAUGAAGCAUUAAGGUACUACAACAGAAUGCUAACCAAAGAAGAACGAAUCUCACUGUUGUUUCUGCUCGUCUUCAUGGAAUGACGUAUGAACAGGUGCGGACAGACUUUACCCGUCGAUUCCGGAAAACAGGCCCCACCAGGCUUGCUAUGAAGACCCUAGUCAAUAAAUUCCAGCGUACUGGUAGUGUUGCAGAUGAUAAAGGUCCAGGGAGGCCGGUCAUAAUGCCAGACACCGUGCAAAGUGCGCAGGAUGUGAUCACACGUAGCCCUUCCACAUCUACCAGGAGACUUAGUAGGGAGCUUGGUAUUCCUCAAACCACUGUAUGGAGAGUUCUUCGUUACAAGCUGCACAAAAGUGCGUACUAUAUCCAGGUCAUACGUAAGCUUGAAGUGGAGGACUACGCAGUCAGACAAGCUAUGUGUCAUGACCUACUACAAGCUGUGGAAAAUGAUAAUUUGAUGCAAAAUGUCUUGUUCAGUGAUGAAGCUACAUUUCAUACCUGUGGACAUGUGAACAGACACAACUGUAGGAUCUGGACAGACGAACAACCAAGUGUGCUGCAGGAGUGGCAACAGGACAAAGCCAAAGUGAAUGUGUGGUUAGGAAUAACGAGGUCAACAGUGUACGGGCCCUUCUUCUUCACAGAACAAACCGUUACUGGAACCACAUACCUAGAUAUGUUGAAACAGUUUUUGGAGCCCCAGUUGAUAUCUGAUGGGAUUAUGGAUACUGUUGUUUUUCAAGAGGGUGGUGCACCACCCCAUUUUGCCCUCGUUGUUCGGGACUAUCUGAAUCAACCAUUUCCUGGCAGAUGGGUUGGUUGUGCCUCUCCACAGAUGUGGGCACCCUGCUCUCCUGAUUUGAACCCUUAGACUUUUUUGCAUGGGGGUUUAUCAAGUCUAAGGUAUACCAGGUGAAGAUCCACAGCACUGAACACUUAACACAGCGGAUUUGAGCCACAGCUGCUGAGAUUGCACCAGGUAUGCUAGGGCAGGUUUUUCGGUCUACAGUGGAGCACUGGGGGGGUGUGCCUAGACAU
Molecule: messenger RNA, 1145 nt
Organism: Schistocerca piceifrons (Central American locust)
Lineage: Eukaryota; Metazoa; Arthropoda; Insecta; Orthoptera; Acrididae
Exons: 2
Coding region: 184-978 (264 amino acids)
Molecular function (GO): nucleic acid binding
Source: RefSeq, a predicted model, not a curated record